CACACAGCAGCAGGCACAUGACCGCCUUCAGAGGAGCUAAAGGCCACAUUCGCUGAGCGGCGGACCAGAGACGACCCGCACAGGAGAGAUUACAACGCAUCCCGGGCCGCUCACUUUGGGACUCGCUCGGCUCGGGUUUCCGUGGCAACGCGAGGCGGCCGUUUUUUCCGCCUUUGGCCUUCAGCCACUAAGUGCUCCACUCCCAGCGCCGGCCCGGGUCACAAUGCGCCUCACCACGGAGGAGAGGGUGGAGAUGGGACUGAAGCAGCAGGGAACGGUCAACCCGGCGUUCGGGGACAAAGAGCACGACGGAGCGCCGCAGCUCGCCGCGGACGUCGCCCAGCCGCAGACGGAGGACCUGGACCGAGGGCCCGAUCUGGUCUACGCCCUCAACGACCGGCCGCCCUGGUACCUGUGCAUCCUGCUCGGCUUCCAGCACUACAUCCUGGCAUUUGGGGGAAUCAUCGCAGUGCCGCUGAUACUGGCCGAGCCCCUCUGCAUCAAGGACAACAACGUCGCCAAAAGCCAGCUCAUCUCCACCAUAUUCUUCGUGUCGGGGUUGUGCACGAUACUGCAGACGGCUGUGGGCACCAGGUUACCAAUCCUGCAGGGCGGGACCUUCAGUUUCAUCACGCCGACCCUGGCCAUCCUCGCCCUCCCCAAGUGGCAGUGUCCGGCGCCAAAAGGCUCCGUGACGGGCCCCACGCCGCUGCAGAACACCACGGGCCUGCCGGACAAUGACAACUCUGAUGAGGUUUGGAUGUCACGGAUGCGUGAGAUCCAGGGAGCCAUCCUGGUGUCCUCUCUGCUGCAGAUCGUCCUGGGCUUCUCGGGGCUGGUGGGUCUGGUUCUGAAAUACAUCGGCCCGCUGGCCAUCGCCCCGACCAUCAACCUCAUCGGCCUGUCCCUGUUCAUCGAAGCCGGGAAGAAGUCCGGAGGUCACUGGGGAAUCGCUGCUCUCACGGUGUGUCUGAUCCUGCUCUUCUCACAGUAUCUCAGCAAAGUCAACGUUCCCAUGAUCGCGUACAAGGACAAGAAGUGGAAGGUUUUCCAGUAUCCUCUCUUCAAGCUCUUCUCCGCUUUGUUCGGGAUGUGCGGCGCGUGGCUCGUCUGCUUCCUGCUGACCAUCUUUGACGUCUUCCCCACAAAGUCUGACCAGUACGGCUUCUCGGCCCGGACCGACAUCAGCCUGGACGCCGUCACCAACUCCCCCUGGUUCCACGUGCCUUACCCGGGUCAAUGGGGUAUGCCCACAGUGAGCGUGUCUUCGGUGCUGGGCAUGACGGCGGGCGUCUUGGCGUCCACCAUGGAAUCAAUCGGCGACUACUACGCUUGCGCUCGCCUGUGUGGCGCCCCCCCUCCGCCGACUCACGCCAUAAACCGAGGCAUCGCGGUAGAGGGCAUUGGCUGCAUCCUGGCUGCGCUGUGGGGAACUGGAAACGGCACCACGUCCUACAGCCAGAACAUCGCCGCACUCGGUAUCACCAAGGUGGGCAGCAGACUGGUCCUCCAGACGGCCGGCAUUCUGAUGAUCAUCCUGGGGAUCUUUGGGAAAUUCGGAGCAGUUUUUAUCACCAUCCCAGACCCGGUCAUCGGAGGCAUGUUCCUAGUAAUGUUUGGAAUGAUCGCAGCAGUGGGAAUAUCCAACCUCCAGUAUGUUGACCUGAACUCGUCCCGUAACCUGCUCAUCCUCGGCUUCUCUACCUUCAGCGGUCUUGUUUUACCAACCUGGUUUCACUCCAACCCCGGCAUCAUUGACACAGGGAUAAAAGAGCUGGACCAAGUGAUCGUGGUGCUCUUCACCACACACAUGUUCAUCGGGGGAUUCUUCGGGUUCGUGCUGGACAACACCAUUCCAGGCACCGAAAAAGAGCGGGGCAUCAAAAGCUGGCAAGACGAAGCGCAACAGGAAAGCAAAAACCUGUGUGACGAGUCGUGCUAUGACAUCCCGUACUUAAACAGUGUUUUUAAACGGUUUAAAUGUUUCCAGUAUCUGCCAUUCCUCCCUUCUUAUAAGACCAGGAGAUAGGGGACAACUAAUGAACCAUUAAAUGACGUGGUUUGCAUUGGUGCUGGCUUCUUAGCCCCAUGAAAUCAUCUAGUUAACAGUAGUAUGGGUUUUGUUAAAUUACAUGCAUGAAUCUAAACCAUAUAUCGGCUUUAGGACUCCCACGUUGAACACAUGAGUCUGUGUACAGACUGAAACAUUAACUCAAACACUCUAUUGACUUUCUACUACAAAGUGGAGGUUUCGUGUCUCCUUGCAGUUGGAAUUUAAAACAAAAAAACUUGAUGUAUAGGUUAAUAAAACCUCUGUAGUGCCUGAACAAACAAAGAGCAGCAUGAUACACUCACAAAGAGCUUACAAAAAAAACAUAUAUUAGACCAGUGGUUCCCAAACCCCCUUUGACGAUAUAGUAACAUGGAAUUAAUUGCAUUACAAUAUACUGUAUAUAUUUAAACUGAAAAAAAUGUUUCUUUUAAAAAUAAGAACAUAUUACCUCACUUUCCCACUUAUUAUUCAUUUAAACUAAAAUAAAAUUAAUUAAUUACCAUAAUGCUUGUAACUUAUUUAAACAUAUUUAGAUAAAAAUUCGAAAGUUCCGGUACUUUUCAUCGUCGUUGUCUAAAGCCGAAUUAAUGUGUGCACUGUUUGAAGUCAGUGUGUAGAGACUUUCCAGAGAGUCAUCAUGAAGCUGCUCGGUAGCCACUGUUCAGGUGUUACAGAUGUGUAGUAACGUUUUCAGUAGGAUCAUUACUACCUCAUCUAGGACAGCAACUUACAGAAACAGAUCAUUGAUGGAAGACUUUUUCACAUUUUAUAAUGUAAAAUUAAUAAUUAUAACAGUAUAUAUCUAUAUAUAGAUAUACAGUAUAUCUAUAUAUAUACAUUUAUAUACGGUUACUGCUUUAUACAUUUAAUUGUGUCUUUUGUCACUGUGUAGCAGAGCAUCUCUUUUAAAUUAUUUUUCCAUGUGACGCUUUUGCAUUUUCAAAUAUAUAUAUGUGCAAUUUUGUUGUGUCAAAUUUUAACCUUAGCCCUAAUUUUUGUACAAUCAUUUUCAAAGGGUCCUGAACUGUGAUUGGUUGUUGUUAAAUAAAUUCUGAUGUUGAUACUGACUUUCCUGUGUACAGAGUUCGACAUGAGAUGAAGGUUCCACAGGCUCUGAGAGUACAAACCACACCACAAAUCCACGCAAUUCAACAGGUUUCAUUUCAUCAGAUUUAAAAGUUAUUUGGAUGUGUGUAUACAUGUAUGAAUACUUCCCGUGCUUCAUGGGUUUAUUUAAAGUAUAUUUUAAAACUCCCAAGAGUUAUUCACUACGAGGUAACAGAAUCAUCAAUGUCAGUAGGAAUAAUCACCUGGAGACCAUAAACAAAAGUAGUGAAGUAUUCGUGGAUGAUUCAUUGUCAUGAUAUAACAAAGCGCAUGAAAUGCAGUCAUAAUUAUACCUAACAAAAACCAAACAAAUCAAAAACAGUUGUUUAUUAUUUGAACCAAACAUCUGAGGGGUAUUGCACGAAACCCGGAUAAGGGAUUAAGUCGGGCUAUCCAGGUUAUCCUGGAGGAAUUUAGCUCCAACUUGGUUGCACGAAAGCGAGUUGAAUUAAACCCGGCCAGGUAACCAUGGCGAUUUAUUCUUUGAAGCUAACCUGCACCAGACCAGGCUAAGAUUAAUCCUGCAGCCUCGUGUGUAAAAUCAGCUGCCGCUUUGACCCAAAACAAACGUGUUUCAAAAUGGUUUUAUAUUUUAUCUUGACAUGUUGCCAGGAUCUUUGCUGUCCAGUCAUGUUUGUUCUGUAUGAACAUUAAUUGUAGAAAGAUAUUUAGAAUUGGACACAGCAUAGAGAUUUGUGUAUUUUUUUUUGGAUACAUUUCCAGAGGAGGUUUCAUUCCCUCUGCUCAGUUUUGAAACAAUCAUAUUAAAGCAAUUAAAACAAGAGUGUACAACUUUCAUAGUAAGGAGAUAUCUCUCAAUCCUUCCGCAUUCAGUCGGUCCGCGAUUGUCUGCUUUUUCUCUUUGUUUAGUUACAGCUGCCGUAUUCCCUUUUGUGCUCCUGGAUCGACUCGGCGCCUCCUUCUCAGCGCGACUCGGCGAACGUGCAACCGAUUAAGCCGCGAUGAGCAGGUCACACUAAGUCAAGCGGCGCUUAAUCACACAGCCCUGAUUUCUUUAUUCUACUUUUGUGCGAUACCCCCCUGGUGUGUGAGGCCAGUAUCUUAAUAUUUAACAGCCGGGAAACAUUGUCAUCACCUUUGACCGUGGUUGAGCACCCAGCAUCCGUGAUGUGAACAAACAUUCCGUCUUGGGUUUCUGCGAGAACAUGUUAACUGGAUAUAUGUGAAUAAAAGGGACACAAUAAUG
Molecule: messenger RNA, 4367 nt
Organism: Pungitius pungitius (ninespine stickleback)
Lineage: Eukaryota; Metazoa; Chordata; Actinopteri; Perciformes; Gasterosteidae
Product: solute carrier family 23 member 2
Exons: 12
Coding region: 224-2029 (601 amino acids)
Biological process (GO): transmembrane transport
Cellular component (GO): membrane
Molecular function (GO): transmembrane transporter activity
Source: RefSeq, a predicted model, not a curated record